Pochonia chlamydosporia 170 is the source of this 411-nucleotide messenger RNA. RefSeq lists its product as hypothetical. The record is from RefSeq and is a predicted model, not a curated record. Bases 1 to 411 code for a protein of 136 amino acids. The transcript has 2 exons. NCBI's taxonomy places the organism in Eukaryota, Fungi, Ascomycota, Sordariomycetes, Hypocreales, Clavicipitaceae.
AUGCACCUCAUAGGCCAUCCUGCGGUCUGUCAUGAGGGGGCGGUGGGACUCUCGGUGCUUCGCUUGACUAUUGCAGCCGUUGAGGACAGGCCCGUGGAUUCGGUUCUCUCAUUUCGUCAUGGCAAACGUGCAUCGGCAGUUGAUGAUGUCCAUGGGGGCCAGAUGCUCGGCCGAAAGGGCCUGGCGCGAUGUGCUUAUUCCCGCAUUCUAGAACCCAUACCAGCACAAUUGCUUGGAAAUAUCUUUGGAAGAGAAAAGUGCCCAUUGAGACAUCUUACACCAGAUUUAUGCGAACGGACCAAUCAUGCUCUAGUAGGCUUCUGUUCUGCGCGGAGCUGCUCUGCCUUCAAGUCGGGCGAGAUCGGCCGGCAAGGUCGGGAUAUGGAUCCAUACUGGACAGGCGAUAUAUAA